Messenger RNA from Aquila chrysaetos chrysaetos, 2261 nucleotides. RefSeq names its product cytochrome P450 2J2. Gene Ontology annotation, biological process: xenobiotic metabolic process. The record is from RefSeq and is a predicted model, not a curated record. Lineage: Eukaryota; Metazoa; Chordata; Aves; Accipitriformes; Accipitridae. Gene Ontology annotation, molecular function: iron ion binding; oxidoreductase activity, acting on paired donors, with incorporation or reduction of molecular oxygen, reduced flavin or flavoprotein as one donor, and incorporation of one atom of oxygen; heme binding. Bases 252 to 1730 code for a protein of 492 amino acids. The transcript is spliced from 10 exons. Gene Ontology annotation, cellular component: cytoplasm; intracellular membrane-bounded organelle.
UCCCCGUUGACCUGGGGCUUGGUCUGGGACUCUUCGUACCAGCGAACGAGCUUCUGCAAACGAGGAAAGCACGAAGCGCUCGGAGAGGCUGGAGCCUCCCCAGUGCCGUGAAGCUGACGCCGGGACGCGGCACGCCGCGCCAGCACAUUGCCCAUCUCCCCCAGUCCCUGGGAGGUUCGGUGGUGCCCCGUGAGCUCUACCUGCCCUGACCUGCCGUGGGCCACGUCCCUGCGGAGCCCCGUCAUCCACCCAUGCUGCGCUUCCUCUGGGAGAGCAUCUCCUUCCAGAUGCUCCUCAUCUUCCUCAUUGUCUUCCUGCUUGUCGCCGACUACAUGAAGCACCGAAAGCCGAAGCACUUCCCUCCCAGCCCCUUCUCCCUCCCCUUUUUGGGGCACAUCUACAUGCUGAACUUCAGCAAUCCCCAAAUCAUGGUGCAGAAGCUUACUGAAAAAUAUGGUGACAUCUUCAGCAUGCAGCUGGGCAGCACAUCGUUUGUGCUCAUAAAUGGGCUGCGGAUGAUUAAGGAAGUUCUUGUAAACCAAGCGGAAAACUUUAUGGAUCGCCCUGAAAUUCCUAUUGACAAGGAGAUCUUCAGCAAAAUGGGACUGGUCUCCUCCAGCGGGCACUUGUGGAAGCAGCAGAGGAGGUUCACCUUGACCACCCUCCGAAACUUUGGCUUGGGAAAGAGGCCCCUGGAGGAGCGUAUCCAGGAGGAGUGCCGAUGCCUCGUGGAUGCGUUUGGGGAUGAACAGGGGAAUCCUUUCAAUCCUCACUUAAAAAUCAGUAACGCCGUUUCAAACGUCAUCUGCUCCAUCACCUUUGGCAAUCGGUUUGACUACCACGAUGAGGAAUUCAAAAAAUUGCUGCGGCUGAUGGACGAGACGGUCAGCCUCCACGGGACCGUCAUGAGCCAGCUAUACAACUCUUUCCCGUCUAUAAUAAAGUUCCUCCCUGGAUCCCACCAAACCAUUUUUAAAAACUGGAAGUUGCUGAAAAGUUUCGUGAAAGAGAAGAUCGACAAACACAAGGAGGACUGGAACCCCUCGGAGAGCCGGGACUUCAUCGACAGCUACCUGCAGGAGAUAGCCAAGGACAACGGUAACGGCAGCUUCCAGGAGGAAAACCUCGUGGCGUGUGCGCUCGACCUACUGUUCGCCGGGACCGAGACCACUUCCACAACCAUCCGCUGGGCUCUGCUGUAUAUGGCUAUGUAUCCAGAAAUUCAAGCCCGCGUGCAAGCCGAGAUUGACGCGGUCGUCGGGCAGGUGAGGCAGCCAGCCCUGGAGGACAGGAGCAACAUGCCUUACACCAAUGCUGUCAUCCACGAAGUGCAGAGGAAAAGCAACAUCAUCCCUUUCAACGUCCCAAGACUGACGGUGAAGGACACGGUCUUGGAUGGCUUCCACAUACCAAAGGGCACUGUUUUGCUCACAAAUUUAACCUCUGUGAUGUUUGACAAGAACGAGUGGGAAACCCCCGAUGCUUUUAACCCUGAGCAUUUCUUGAAGGAUGGUCAGUUUUGGAAAAGGGAGUCUUUUGUGCCAUUUUCUAUAGGGAAGCGUGCCUGCCUGGGCGAGGUGCUGGCCCGUGCCGAGCUCUUUCUCAUCUUCACGGCUCUGCUCCAGAAAUUCACCUUCCAGGCACCCCCGGACACCACGCUCAGCCUCCAGUUCAAGCUGGGCAUCACCAUGGCCCCGCAGCCCUACAAGAUCUGCGCCGUGCCUCGGUAGGGAAGCCUUGGCCGCCGUCCUCACAUGCCAAAGGGAAAAUCCUUUGGCAGGGAUGCUGAAAACGAGCCCUCAGUGGCUUCCCCGGGCAGUGGUGAUGACCACCUGGCUUUAGAGAGAGGCUGGGCUGUUUGUUUGUUUCUUUUAAAGCAAUUGCAGAAUCAUUUCUUUUACAAGCGGACCUCGUACUCUGUAUCACAUGAAAAAGGUGAUCAGCCUGGGAUCUGCCAGCGCACUUUUAGGCUUGCCAUAUGGCACUGUAAAUGAAGGAGGGGCUUGGGGCUUUCCUAAUUUUAUGAUAGAUGGCCAUGCUUCACAGUGGCAAGAGAAUGAGCAACACUUUAGAGAUUGCAGUGUUCAGGCUGUGGCUGUGUACUGUGGAAGAGCAGUACCAGCCCUUGUUUUAUGACAUUAAUACAGGUAUUAAUUACCAACAUUUUUUUGAUUUUUGUUAUCCUUGACAUGUAAUCCAUUAAAAAAAGGUCACUCUAUAACACCUCUUUCUCUUGCAUCAAUAAAUCCUUACCAAUCCUG